GUAGUGCAGGCACGUCGGUUAUGUUUAAUAAAAACGGUGACGCCCCGGGACGCUACGACCUGUUCCAGUUUCAGAUGACCAACUCCAGUGUUCCUGAUUACAGGCCAAUCGGACAGUGGGUGGAGACACUCCGACUCAGGGUAAGGUUAUGGCCUGUAAUCUUGGCUGGGACCAAGGCCACAUGGUCCAAAAAUCCUUAUAAUGCUUAUAAUGGCCUUAUUUGAUUAUAUUUAUGAUCUGUAGAGAUACAUUUAAUUCAUUUUAGAAAAAUGUAAGUGGAUAAUAGGCAGAAUCUACCACAUACCCAAAGCUGAUUAGUGAAGGUGCUGGAAGCAAGAGACAAAACAGGAAAAAGUCGCUGCACACUUCCAGUCAGAUGCACAUUUCUUUGAAUAGUAGCUUUCAGUCAGUCGACCUUCAUCAGCGCAUGCUCUGAUGAAGUCUCUGAUGAAGGUCGACUGACUGAAAGCUCAGCUACUAUUUAAAGCAAUUUGCAUCGGACUGAAAGUGUGCAGAGACUUUUUAUCAGAGAAAUAUAAGUGGCACUUGAGAAAAUGGGGAUUGAUUGGCCACUAAUUAGUACAAAACUUGUUUAGGAAGAGCAACGUAAAAUCAAAUUGAGGAAUUAGCCUAUAGGCCUGAGACUGUUGCGCUUGCUUUUUGGCAAGACAACGAUUAGUUGUCUAAAGCAGAAAAAGACUGGCACCUGUCUAAUGAAAUAAGUUUGUCAAGAAAUAUUGAGGAGACAGAUGAUGUUGAUGAUGUCAUCUCUGAUGAAGAGCUGCAUCAUAAUGUGUGUGUCUAAAUGCGGCUUAAAUCUACCCUGACAACAACAAACCCAACGAACCACCCCUCUUCCCAAAAUAAUAAAGAAAGAUAAAUAAAUAAAUUAUAACUACAGCAGCCAUAUCAGUCCAAGGUGACAAAUCUUGCUUUGUGGUCUCCAUAGCAACAGUGGUGUUGGUCUCAUUACUGUUUCCACCCGGAGAGUCAGUGUUUAAUCAGGACCUGUUCCAGGGAGCAACAUUGUCCACAUAACAAAUCACAGCCCCCAGUCCCUGCACAGAUAACUGAGAGCAGAUCAUAAUCCACUGAGACAGCGUUGAGACAACACAUUUGUCAUACACGUGAGCUGCAGGACAUGAGAGAGUAGCGUAUACAGGAAUGCUCACACACACACUGUAGUCAUUGUAGGUAUUGGCUUGCACUAAGGUAUUGACCAGACAAAAUGAGUAGAUUUGAAGACAGCUGAAUCUUUUGGUGUGAUAAUCUCUGGUUGUGUAAUAUCUUAAAGCCCCAGCACAGACUUUAAUGUGAUUAUUAUCAGAGCAAUUUACAGAAUCAUUCCAAAUAUGUCAUGGUUUUUGGGAGCCAGAGAUAUGGGGAAAAUUAUACAAGUUGUGAUGUUGGAUGGCAAAGUGUAAGACAAAGAGUUGUUCUAGAUGACUUGUACUGACUUUAAGGUUUAACAUCAAGUGUGACUUUGUUAAACUAAUAUUGUCGUCAAAUGCAAUGCCAAAGAAAUCCACAGGAGUGUUGAGGCUCAGUAUGUUUUAAGUAAUUCAGUAACCUUCUCUAAAUUCUCUCUGUAGUCGACUCUACAUCUUUGUGACAAAAUAACAAUUCUGAAGAGAAAUUCCCCCUCUAAAACUGUUGUAAAAUCAGCAUUUUUAAGGCGGUAAAUCUGAUUCUCCUAAACAAAUCCCAUUUUUCAUACCUCUCUGGCUUCUGCGCUCUUUAUUAAUCACAUAACAUACUGUAUGUGUCUGGCAUUUCAUUGUUUUUCUCUUUUAAGUUCUGUCUCCAUGGUGAUAUGAAUUACUCUUGAGUACGGAAUAGGACACAUGAAAGUAUAUUGGUUUAUUUAGGUUAUUCUUAGCAAUCUUAUGAUUGAUGAAAGAGAUAUUGUAUUCUCCGCUGCAACAACUCAAUGGAGGUUAUAUUAAGUGUAAUCUAGAGUAUAGCACUUGCUGCAGUAGUAGCGAGUUAGCCAGUAAGACAUGGUGUGACAUGAGACAUGUACCUCAUCCUGUAUGCACACACCAAGUCCAGGCCCAUUUGCCUGUCAGGUAGAUGUAAACCACUUCAUCCCUAUCGACCAGCCCUCUUAUCUGAAGUGCUACCUCCACUGCUUACCUCCCUCUCACCCCGUGGCCUGUGUCCUCUCUCUCUCUCUCAGCUCGAGGAGAUGCAGUGGCCAGAAGGGGAGCCGGAUGUUCCUAUCUCUGUGUGCAGUCUGCCCUGUAAGACAGGUGAGAGGAAGAAGAGGGUGAAGGGCAUGCCAUGCUGCUGGCACUGUGAGCUGUGUGAUGGCUACCAGUACCAGUAUGAUGAGACCUCGUGCCGCCUGUGCUCCUACGACAUGAGGCCCGACCCCAACCGGACGGCCUGCCAACCUAUCCCCAUCGUCAAGCUGGAGUGGCACUCCCCCUGGGCCGUUAUUCCCGUCUUCCUCGCCAUGCUGGGCAUCAUCGCCACCAUCUUCGUCAUGGCAACGUUCGUACGCUACAAUGACACACCCAUUGUGCGGGCAUCGGGCCGCGAGCUGAGCUAUGUGCUGCUGACGGGCAUAUUCCUGUGUUACAUCAUCACCUUCCUGAUGAUUGCCAAGCCCGAUGUGGGCGUGUGCUCCUUCCGGAGGAUCUUCCUGGGCCUGGGGAUGUGCAUCAGCUACGCCGCGCUGCUCACCAAGACCAACCGCAUCUACCGGAUCUUUGAGCAGGGCAAGCAGACGGUGACCGCCCCACGUUUCAUCAGCCCCACCUCCCAGAUCGCUAUCACCUCCUCCCUCAUCUGCCUGCAGCUGCUGGGCGUGCUCAUCUGGUUCGCCGUGGACCCACCCAACACCAUCAUUGACUACGACGAGCAGAAGACCAUGAACCCCAACCUGGCGCGUGGCGUGCUGAAGUGUGACAUCACGGACCUGCAGAUGAUCUGUUCGCUGGGCUACAGCAUCCUUCUCAUGGUCACAUGUACCAUCUACGCCAUCAAGACCCGGGACGUGCCAGAAGACUUCAACGAGGCCAAGCCCAUCGGCUUUACCAUGUACACCACCUGUAUCGUCUGGCUGGCCUUCAUCCCCAUCUUCUUUGGCACAGCCCAGUCUGCAGAGAAGGUGAGUCAUCCCUCUCUCCCUCUCCCUCCGGCUGCGCUGCUUCCUCUCCUUCCAGCCUGUGUUUUAUCUCAUGCAAACACACACACUGACACUGACACACACAUAGAGACGCAAGAACAGGCACACACAUAAGCAAACACACACACACAGUGGCUGUGUGUGUUCAAGACUCAUUUUCUUUUGAUUUCAAAUUCAUAUGGCUUAGAUGUGCAUAAAAAACCCACACAAGGACCGCAGGAGACGUAAAUAGGCAUUGUAAAGGGGAGGGGGAUAUUCUAAGAAGAUGAAUGCCUGAGGAGAGCAUGGAAAGGAGGGGGGUAGUAAUUAUCUUAGCUCUCAAGCCUGGGGCUCAACACUAUUAUGCCUCAUCCUGUGGAGGAAGAGGUGGAGGAGGAGGAGGAGGAGGAGGAGGAGUAGGUGGAAUAGGAGGAGGAGGAGGAGGAGGAGGAGGAGGAGGAGAAGAAAAAGGGGGAUAAAUCGUCUGACUCACGACAUUCCAUUCCUUGACAAGGUGCACUUUAGAAAUGCACUUGACAUCAGCAGCUACUGGAGUUGAUUGAGAAUCCUGACCCUCUGUGCUAGUCAUUGCUUAUCUGAACAGUAUUGGACAGAAUACAGACGCAUUUAUCUGCUCUAUUCAGGAGCUGCGUGUGAUGCUUGGCAGGCCUUCUGUACAUGAUGUAGCUGAGUGGAUGUUUUCCACUGACAGAAUAUCGACGUCGACAGGAAAGUGUUACUCCUAACCUUUUGAGAGUCGCACCGUUCAAUAUCCUUUCUGCUAGGCUACAGAAAGAGAGAGAUCACAAAAUGAUUUUCCUCAUCAAUUUGCCUCUGAUUUCAUAGAUGAAUUACGCUCUCAGAAGCGAUUAGGAGUACAUUAUGUUACGCGCAGUGACUAGAGAGCCUGUAAUGUGUUUAUCUAUCUUGAUGCAGUUAACUCUUACAGAACACUGGCUAUCAUCUUACACACUCCUAAGCCACAAAGAAAGUGCUAGCCUCUUGAUGCAAGGCUCUUUGUAGGCCCACUCCUGUGGCCUUCAGCAGAUAGGGAGGAGUGGUUUACAGGGACCCCUCCAUUACCCCUUAAGUGUUUGUGUGUCUGUGUGUUUGUUUGUGUGUGCAUUUGCGCAUGUACACAUGUGUGUGUUUGCUAUGUGCACAGGGUCUGAUUGCUAUAUUUGACCAGGCUCCUUAUCUCAAAAUGACCUUGCACUUGUUGCUUGUGACUGAUAAGCAUUAAUUGAUUAAUUGAUUUAGAUUUAUCUUGGCCAUUCAGGGACUCCCACUAUCUAAAGAUGUGUGGCAACAUGGUGGCGAUACGAUGCCAGGGAACUCCUAAUAUUGAGUCUGAGAUUGAGAUAUCCAGUUGACCUUAUGUUAUUGUAUCCCGCUUUGAUCGCACAGCCAAAGCUCUGUUGCCGUAUUGACUGAAUUCUCUGCAGCUCCGCGCCAUUCCGAUGCCUGCCCUUAUUUUUCCGCACCUGUGCCUCCCCCACACCCAAACCCAUGUUGUGUGAAGCCAUGCACACACGGCAACAAAAGAUCACACAGCGGUCCCUCUACACCUGCAUUCUCUCAGUCAGCCGCUCAUCAGUCAGCACACAGGCUAAUGACUGUGAGAAUCACCAGCUUCCAAAUCCAACUUGUUUAAUGUGCCACUGCCUUCCACUCACUAGGAAUGGGGAAUGAUCCAACAGUAUGUAACUGUUGGAAUAGAACUACUUGUAAGGUAUUGUGAAUAAUCCUGUAAUAAGAAUGUGCACCUGUGUUUAAUUCAAGCAAAGCCGCAAAUAACAUUGGAAAAUGUGGGUAUUAACUGUCAUAUUGUCUGCUGUUUUUUACAAGAAUUUAAAACAUUCUGGAGUGAUCAGGUAUCAGGUUCCAGGUUUACCCAUCGUAUUUGAAUGUUUCAAGAAUCUCUAAGUAAUCUCUAACUGUGUAUCAUUCACUACAUUUGACCAAGUGAAAACCACCUUUGUGAAGAACUCUGUGGUGACUCUUGACACCAAACAUCACACAACCAAACUUUUCCCUGAAAGUAUAGAAACUUCGAUAAGAGUUAACCACACUCGGAAAUGGAAACUCAUGUUAAACCAAACUUUAAUACCUCAACACGUCUUAGAAGCACUUAAAGUCUUGUAAGACGUCACUUGUGUUUAUGUGAACUUCUUAAAGGGUUAUUAAAGAUGUCUGGCAAGAAGCAUUUCCUCCUUCAACUUUUAAGGGGGCGGAAAAAUAGCAUCUUCUGCAGCAGCAUCUCCCGAUCUGCUUGUAUUUCAGCAAAUAAUUUUUUGGGACAAGAGUUAGACAUGACAUUUUCUUUGUCAAGGCACUCUGCAUUCCUGAAUUGAUACUCUGGAUGCCUACUGACUGUGUCUGCCUGGGAUUGCAAUCUGGAACCUCAAACAACAUGCAAUGCUCGCCAAAGCUUUACAAUCAACAGAAGGAGAACUGCGGGAACCAGGGGCAUUAAGUUAAGCCUUAUCCUUAUUAUAGUGGUUAGAGAUUGAGAAUGUCUUCUGAAAGGGGGGAUAUCUUUUUAACAAGAAAGCACCAGGCCAAGAGGGUAACCUAAAAGGAUGCAAUAAGCUGAGCACAUGUCGAUAAUAACUGGAAAUUAUUGUAGGUAGCCUAUAGUAACAGCAUCAAGUCAGUAUAUUCAAGUCAAGACUUCACAUUGUAUAAAUAGACAUUCCCAUUGAGCACAUCUCAGUUUUGGCGUGUUUAAUAAACAGCCUCCUCUGAUCAAGGCAUCACAGGUUUUAUUUAUUAAAUUUUUUUGUAGAGAUAUUUGCAGCAGAACAAGGCAGAUGUUUUUUCGCCUCCUGUAAUAUCCCAAAACAUAAUCUCUGUGCCAUUGUCAUCUACACCGGCCCAGGCAUGGGCAUUUGCAGCAGGUGAGUGACAGCCAAUUAGAGAGUUUAUGAGAGGCCCAUUCAUAAGCAGAGGGAGAAGUGGGUCCCCAUAGCAGCACGCAGACACACUUCCUUUUGAACUGACUGAGCUGAGCCAGGCUGGGAAAGUAGGCCACCCAAAGCAGCAAGAGACUUCCAGGUAGAUGAGUGGAGAAUGCAAAUCCCCCAGAUCCAUUAUUGAAGGCGUUCUCCACCAGGGCAAGAGAGCAUCCUAAUUGUCACUUUUCUGAAUGGUGUCUUUAUCUCUGUGUGCAUUUAUAAUCCCCAUCUUAUACCAUACAACAUUGCCUGUGCUUUAAGUACAUCCCUAGUGGGCAUAAUUAUCUAAAAACCUUUCACCAGCUUUUUGUCCGGGUAGAUAGAAGGCGGUUGGUGGAUUGGUUUCCUGUUACAUGGAUGUUGGCAUUUGGCGAUGCUCUUCAUUGAGAUGGUAAAACUCAGGCUCAAGCAUUUGAUUCCUGAUUAGAAUCUGAAUAAAUCAUUACUGCAGCUAUAAAUAGAGAGUUGCCAAGCAGUUGUAAAAUUUACUUCAUGUAUUUAUUUAUGUUAAAGCAACAGGAAUUAAUUAUAAAUGCUCUGUGACAAGCUAAACAUUCAUGUGGUGGGUGAGAGGGAAUGCGAAUUUGGGUCAAGCUCCCACUGAAGCACUCUGAAAAACCCUGUCUGUGUGACAGAAGCUUGGACAGCUAACUACCAAAAUUGUGUUAAUGUGUGUGUGUGUGUGUGUGAGUGUGUGUGUGUGUGUGUGAGUGUGUGCGUGUUUGUGCAUGUGCAUGCAUGCAUUUGUGUGUGUAUGACUCUUACACUUCUUGUGGGCUACUGUAGAAAAAUCUCUUACGUAGUAAAAAGUCUCUUACAUAGUCAAUGAAUCUAUUUUGAUAGGGUCAGUAUUGCAGUAGAUCAUCUCAUUACAAGUUUAUUUUAGUGGUGUUUUAGUAGCUUGCACCAAACUCUGUGGUGGUGAUGCUGGUGGUCUUGCUAUGGAUACCAAACAUGGAAACAUAGCGAGGGGUGGAGAUCCUCUGGUGAUGAGCGAUUACAAAGCAUGGAGCGCUUCAGGCUUUGAUCAGUGGCCCCUAUAGCCAAUCACACACGCUGUAAAUUGACAGCAAUCCGGAAAACACACACAACAAUUUCAUUUUCUUCUGUUUACAAUGGUGCGGAAAAGUAAGGCGCUGAGAGGAGCAUGAUAUGAGCACCAUGGUAUUCGCACGGUUAUUAAUGCAUGGUGAGCCAGAUCUCUCGCUCUGAUGUUUCUCCGCAGAGAGAGAGAGAGAGAGUGAGAGAGUGAGAGGAGAGAAGAGAGAGAGAGAGAGAGAGAGAGAGAGAGAGAGAGAGAGAGAGAGAGAGAGAGAGGAGAGAAGAGAGAGAGAGAGAGAUGAGUGUAGAGAGUAUAGAGAGAGAGAGAGAGAUGAGAGGAGAGUAUAUGAAGAUGUUACGAUGAGAGUGAGUUAGGAGGAGAUGUGAUAACAGUGUGAACGAGAGAGGAGGCAAUAGAAGAAGCUAUUGGCAUGUAGAUGAUAUUGGUAUUUGAAUGAGUUGCGGAGAUCAGAUGCCAUGACUGGCAUGUAAAUGUCUCUCUGUAGAUUGGGUGCAAGGCGUUACUACGGCUGGUGCUAUUUACUGUGGAAAACACUAUGCAAAUGGUGCAAAUGGUGACAUUUCCUCUCCAACAGAUUCAUAGUUGUACUACCAUGCAGACCUUUACAACUGUAUCCUCUUUGCUACAGGGUGUCAGAAAAGGUACAAGAGUGGCAUUUCACUCUUUCAAGUGCCAUAGCUCAGUUUUGAGUAGCUUUUGGUGGACUUCUCUUGAAACACAGAGAUGUGUUUCAGCCUAAUCUAAGACUAUGGAAGGACCUCUUGCAGGUCUGUGAACUACGUGGCUGAUUGAGCGACGAUUACCUUUUAAUAAUAGGGUUACAUAAUUCAGAACAAACCAAAGAUAUAGCCCAGAGUGUUUAACAUUCAAGUAUAAAUGGUGUUAUGUAAGUUUAGAAAAAAAAUAUGGGAUAAAAGCAGCUAGUGGUAUUUAUACACUUCUGACAAACAUGAGUGACAUGAGUGAUGUGAUGAUUUUGUGAAAUAAUACUAAACCGCCCACUACAGUACAUGCCUUUGGUCUUUGACUGUUGCUUGAAAACUGCAAGCCUAUAUGUGUUUAUGUAUCUUAAUCUUCUUAAAGGGGCAGUGCAGUUAAAAACAUGAUUUUCCUGUGUGUUAUAUAUAUUUCCACACUAUGAGGUUGGAAUAAUACUGUGAAAUUGUGAAAAUUAUGAAAAACCACCUGAAAUAUCAGCUUGUUUUCCAUGGGUGGGAUUUUGGACCGCCUGGCGACAUAACCAGGCAGUAUAAGUUAAUAGACCAAUAACAAAGAGUGUUCGCCUCCUCUCUGCAAUAACAGCUAGUUUUCAGGUUACAUAUCCCUCCAAUUAAGCUCCUCCAAUUAUGCCCCUCAUUCAGACCACUCCCAGACAGUCCUAGCAAAAUUAUUGUUUGAGAAAUAGCUUUUAGCUAAGAAGCUAUUUUAGUUUAUUUUGUAACAAAACAUUUUUUUACAAUCACAUUAAGGUACUUGUUACCCAGAAAUGAUUCGAUUUUGAGAUAAAAACGGCUGCAUUGGACCUUUAAAUGUACAGUUAAAUACAUCAGUCAGACCUAGGCCAGUCCAAUGACUAAUCUGAAGGUGGUUAAAUUUGCUAAUUCAGUUCUUUCAGGUCAAGGGUCACCAAGGAGUGAGAUGAAGGAAGAAAGUCGUAUAACGGCAUAUAGCAGCCACCAUUUUCAGCUAUCGCAGUGGAGAAGCAAUUAGGACCCAGCCAACUGCUCAGUUACUGCUGCUACAUACACUACGGAUACAGUAGUUAGUGCCUCAUAAAUGCUACAGGAGUACGAGUGGUAUAUUUUCCCCCACAGCAUCAGAACGCACACAUAGAACCACCAAUGGAGAAAUGAACGAUAAGUAAAUGUGUGGUGCUUUACAGUAGCUAAGGGCAAUUUUCUUUAUAGGCGGUUUUACUGCAUGAGAGUGUAAUCUAACUAGUGUGGCUUCUCUCUCUCUCUCUCUCUCUCCCCCCCCCCCCCCCCCCCACUCCACAGCUGUACAUUCAGACGACUACCCUCACCAUCUCUAUGAACCUCAGUGCCUCUGUAGCUCUCGGGAUGCUCUACAUGCCCAAGGUAUACGUCAUCAUCUUCCACCCGGAGCUAAACGUGCAGAAGAGGAAGAGGAGCUUCAAGGCCGUGGUCACUGCCGCAACCAUGUCCUCCCGUCUCUCUGUGAAGCCCAGCGAGAGGCCCAAUGGAGAGGCCAAGACUGAGCUGUGUGAAAACCCACCCGCCGCACCCACCGACCCCAUGAGUGAGUCAGGCCAU
Coregonus sp. 'balchen' is the source of this 9405-nucleotide messenger RNA. The record is from the annotation of a GenBank genome assembly. NCBI's taxonomy places the organism in Eukaryota, Metazoa, Chordata, Actinopteri, Salmoniformes, Salmonidae.